GUCGGACAAGCCCUUCCCUUAAGAACCCUGGUAAGAGUGAUGGUCCAAGUUUUCUGGUCAUAUUUAUGGAGAGUCUCGGCACCCCAAAUGACACCCUCUAGUGCUGAAGGUGGAAGAAAAAUGGAAGCUGGUGGCUGUGUCUGUGGAAAACACAAUGUGGAGCGGUAUAGUGACUGGGACAGCUUGUCGCUCCUGGCACCCAAGGCAAUUCUGACUGUAUCUGUCUGUCUGCUCUGGAGAGCCUCGCAAAAAUCUCACCACCUCCCUGCAGCUUCUAAGUGCCAGAUUGUGCCCCACACCCUCAGGAGCCAUGCUGCUGUUGGUGACCCUGGCUCUCCUUGCCGGUCCCACCUGCAGAGCCCAGACAUCCAGCUGCGGUUUGGUGGUAACUGGAGUGACGUGUACGGAUCCCGGUCACUAAAAUAUAAAGAGUUCCUUCUGGAGGAUGGAGAGCACGUGACACAGGUGAGCGGCACCAGAAAGCUCUGCCUGACUUCCCUAAGCUUCACUACUAACAAGGGGCGAGUGGUCACCUUUGGUGUUAGACGUGGCUUGUCCUUUAAUGAAAGUGGAGGUUCAGAUAAGUAUCUAGUGACUGUCAAUGGUCUGUAUGCACCGGGCCUCUGCCUUAAUGGGAUGGGCUUCAAAUGGAAAAAUAUUCAUGAUGACUUUGACGACAAUGAUGAUGACAAGGAAGAUGAUGAUGAUGAACAUGAUGAUGACAAUGAGGAAGACCAUGGUGAUAAAGACAAUGACAAAGAUCAUGAUGAUGACCAUGAUGAUGAUGAUGAUGACAAGGAAGAUGACAACGAGGAAGAUGUUGAUGAUGAAAGAGAUGACAAAGAUGAUGAUGAGGAGGAAGAUGAUAAUGAUAAGGAAAAUGACAAAGACGAUGGUGAGGGCAGUGGGGAUGAUGAUGACAAUGAUGAUGAAGAUGAUGACAAAGAUGAUGAUGGUGGUAGUGGUAAUGAUGAUGAUGAUGGUGAUGAUGAUGAGGAUGAUGAUGGUGGUGAUGAUGACAAUGGUGAUGAGGAAGAAGAGUAGCAUGUUCAGAGCUCAGCCCUGCAUCCCCGCAUUCCACCACCUCCUCUCAGCCAAGCUUACCCACUCACAGGGACCAAUAGACCAGGUGACCCUGGGCUGGAGUAGGCAAAGUCCAAAUGCCCUUUAUCUCUCUGUCCAAUAAAGUAUGUGCAUCUAUGUGA
Messenger RNA from Rattus norvegicus (Norway rat), 1205 nucleotides. RefSeq names its product spermine binding protein (gene Sbp). The coding region runs from base 40 to 1044 and encodes 334 amino acids. The transcript is spliced from 3 exons. NCBI's taxonomy places the organism in Eukaryota, Metazoa, Chordata, Mammalia, Rodentia, Muridae. The record is from RefSeq and is marked validated.